Messenger RNA from Dothidotthia symphoricarpi CBS 119687, 1677 nucleotides. RefSeq lists its product as uncharacterized. The transcript has 4 exons. NCBI's taxonomy places the organism in Eukaryota, Fungi, Ascomycota, Dothideomycetes, Pleosporales, Dothidotthiaceae. The coding region runs from base 1 to 1677 and encodes 558 amino acids. The record is from RefSeq and is a predicted model, not a curated record.
AUGAAAGUACACCAAUUUGCCUCGCUCCAGAUAAUUGCGGAAGAAGUCGAGGUUGAAAGAAAUCUCCAACACUGGGGGCUGGGUGGAGUGUUCUUCAUCCAGUCGAGGACAGAGACUUUCAAGGUGAUGACUCCGGAGGACAACGUAGCCACUGAUAUGACCCGAAAAGGUUUACCUUCGUUCACUCCCGAUCUCGAAAACAGGAUCAGUCGAUCAAUUGCCUGGAUGGCAGAGUGCGAGAAAAUGCAUGAGGUGUGCAAAGGGCUCGGGAGUGGACCGUUACCCACCAGAAUCCUAGACCUUGGAACCCUGGAGCACGGAACUCAUCUGAAGCUUCGGGAUGAUCUGGCUGGAGCUCCAGGUCGUUACGCUUGUCUCAAUGACUUCAAGAAUGGCAUCCAACUAACAUCGCUGCCAAAGACAAUCCGAGAUGCCAUACGUGUCACUCGGAAACUCAAUCUGCGAUAUCUGUGGGUAGACGCACUCUGCAUAUUGCAGGAUGAUGAAGAGGACAAAGCUAGAGAAUGCUCGAAGAUGGACCAAAUUUAUCAACAAGCAUAUAUCACGAUCGCAGCUGCUAGAGCGGAAGACUGCCAUGAUGGAUUCCUGGACGCAACGGAAUCGAUUACUGAUAGUUUACCAAGGUUGCCGAUUGUAUACCCUAAUGGACGACAAGGCAAGUACCAGCUGCUUUGGCUGUGUACCAACGGCCUUGAACAUGAGCAGGAUGAGAUCUGUGAAUUGGCUGGACCUUAUUCCCAAGGGAUGAAUCUAGCCAGUACUCCAUUCGAUUGGAUAUCGGAUCACAAGCCGGAUAGACACUGGCUGGCGAAGAUGCACCAAUUUUUAGCAGGCAAAGCUCCAAUAACCAAAGGAUAUUUUUGUUUCCAAUUCGCGCCAUCUUUCGUCCACGAUGAGAUGCAGGCACUAUGGGAGCAAAUGAUGCAGGAGUACUCGAAACGGAAACUCUCAGUUAUGUCAGAUAAACUCUCUGCGCUUGCUGGACUUGCUUCAAGGUUCAGGGAGUUUAUCCAAGACGAUUAUCUCGCCGGACAUUGGAGAAGAUGGUUACUGCCUCACCUACUCUGGAGGUGUGUCGAUGAGAGGGGCGCCGUAAGAUUGCCAUGCUGUCCAUCGUGGUCGUGGCUCUCGGUGGACGGACCCAUUUGCGUCGAGAAUCAAGAUUCGUCUGAUAUAAGGAUUUUCUAUCCUCAGCCGGUUGCAAAAAUUAUCAGUUGUAAAACAACUCUCCGCUUCGAUACCGCUCCAUACGACCAAGUUACUUCCGGUACGUUAAUCAUCCGUGGGUGUCUUCACGCCGUGGCGCUCGACCUCGACUUCCAAGAAUUUUGUUACGACCAUCCAAAUGAUCGGCGAGCACCAGAGCGAAAGAUGCGGAAAAUCACAUUGGAUGACCCGAUCGCAUUCUGGGGCUUGGAGGGCACAGACUAUCGCAGUCUUUCAUCUGACAUGACUUCUCUAACCACGGUAUGGUGUUUACCACUUUAUAUCGUUCCCGAAGGACGGAGAAGUCACCCAUCGAUGGUGCGGGGAAUUACUCUUGCUAAAAGCAGCAAAACACAUUACAAACGCGUCGGCUGGUUCUACGGAGAUGCAAGUUGGUUUUAUACAGAGGGGUCAAAAGAUUUACGGGAGAAAGAUAUCUCUAUUAUUUGA